AUGGGGAGUGAAAAACAUAACAAUUUAUCUAUUUCAAAUUGGCUAUUAAAUUGGAUAAGUUCAGACGUAAAAAAACCGAAGGAAACGGUUUGUGAUAACUCUUUGGCCCUACUUUCCGCUGUUGUUCAAAGUUUCACUCAAUACUCUUCACUUCUAGUAUAUAUACGAGUUUGUUCAGACCUGUUAACUAAAGAACUAAAUUCAAAUUCACAUUUGGUUCCGUGGUGUUUUGUGAGAAUUAAUAUGGCACAUUUUUUAAAAAUUUGCACAAAAUGGACUCCAUUAAAAACUGUACCUCGGAGAGUAAGAGAGAUUAUUUUACGAGUGAUUGGACUUUUAAUAAAAUGUAAAUCUUUGAUAGAAGCCCAAUCAUUACUACAUAGCUUGUUUGUUGUAUUAAUUAAUGAAACAAGCGGAAUUCACAAAAAUGGACAGGAGACUCCAUGCGAAAUAAAUUUUAAAAUACUUGUUGACGCCAUUUCUACGGGUCUUGUACUGUUUGAACAGCAAUUUAACGAUAUAUUAGCAGCUGCAGAGUCAGAUGAUGAAGCUAGGAACUUUUUAGAAGAAGAAUAUGAAGGAUUAAAUGAGUAUGAUAACCCAUUUCAAUCGUGUGCUGAAAAUAUAAUAUACAACAGAAGUGAGAGUUCGAUACAAGAAGGUUCGGCGUUAAAUCCUUUGUACUUACCAACAUUGGCCCCUUAUAUUAUUAAAAGUAUGAAACUAUUACCCUUAUGGUCGGGCAUCAUGAUUUCGAUAUUCGGUUAUGGUGAUGAUAUAUCGAUUUCAGCAGCAGUUGAAUCAAGCUGA
This is a messenger RNA of Macrosiphum euphorbiae (potato aphid), 810 nucleotides long. The record is from the annotation of a GenBank genome assembly. Lineage: Eukaryota; Metazoa; Arthropoda; Insecta; Hemiptera; Aphididae.